AUGUCUGCAAGGUUACGUAACCUUAAUCCGUAUGAAUUACAUAAAUACUUAGUUAAUGUGUAUUGUCUCAAUACGAAGGGCUCUACCGGAUCAUUGAAACGGGACACUUCCAGAGAUAGAACUGACCUUGACAUUAUAAGAGAGAAUUACAAAUUUUUAUGGAACGAAGAUGACGUUGCUGAUACUUGGGAGAAGCAACUAGCUAAAAAGUACUGCGAUAAACUAUUCAAAGAAUAUUGCAUUUGCGAUUUAAGCAGAUAUAAAGAGAACAAAGUAGCACUCCGCUGGCGUGUGGAGAAAGAAGUAGUACUGGGGAAAGGUCAGUUUCAAUGUGGCAAUAAGGUGUGCAACAAUGAUGGCGAUCUCAAGUCCUGGGAGGUCAACUUCGCUUACAUGGAAGAUAACGAGAAGAAAAAUGCUCUCGUAAAGCUUCGUCUGUGCCCAGAAUGUUCAAAGCUAUUAAACUAUCGAUCAAAGAAACGAGAAGUAAAAAGGCUUAAGAAAAGUCAGAAGAAAACAAAAAAGGCUAAAAAGCCAGACAAGGAAGAAAGUGGUGACGAGGACCAAUGCCCUGGCACUCCAGAAGGUGCCUUAGAGCCUUCCACUUCAGCUGAAGCCACAGUUCCAGAAGAUGAUGAAGCAGCUCUGUGGAAGAAAGGUUCAGAAGAAAUCGAGGAGAAGUCGCGGGAGGAUGAGUUUGAGGAGUAUUUGGAAGACCUGUUAUUGUAA
Spodoptera littoralis (African cotton leafworm) is the source of this 729-nucleotide messenger RNA. NCBI's taxonomy places the organism in Eukaryota, Metazoa, Arthropoda, Insecta, Lepidoptera, Noctuidae. The record is from the annotation of a GenBank genome assembly.